UAAGUCCAACUAAAAAUAAGCCCAAAGAACUUAACAAAGUAGCUGAACCUGACUUGAACUUGGUACGACUUAACACAAUUGCUUUACAAUGCGGACAAGUUGUAAUCGUAGGUUUGGUUUUUAAUGCUUUUAGAGGAACGGAAUCAUUUACAUUUGAUGAAUAUGGUGGAGGCAGAUCAUAG
Molecule: messenger RNA, 182 nt
Organism: Entrophospora candida
Lineage: Eukaryota; Fungi; Glomeromycota; Glomeromycetes; Entrophosporales; Entrophosporaceae
Source: the annotation of a GenBank genome assembly